AUGGCCCUUCCCAACGGAUACCCAACUUCCUCAAUCCAAGCCUUUGCCCAAUCAUUCUCGAUGAUCAUAGUGUCGGAAAUAGGCGACAAAACGUUCCUUAUUGCUGCCAUACUCGCUAUGCGGCAUCUCCGUUUGGCGGUCUUUCUGGGGGCAUUUCUCUCGCUUUUUUUGAUGUCUUUCUUGUCCGCCUCACUGGGUCAAAUUCUUCCUGCAUUAAUUCCUCGUGGAUGGACCCAAUGGUGCGCAUCAGCACUUUUUCUCAUAUUUGGGAUGAAGAUGUGGAAUGAGGCGAAGGAGAUGGAAUCAGGAACAGGAAAGAUUGAGGAGGAGAUGAGAGAGGCUGAGGAAGACAUUGAAGGAGAUCAGUGGAAACAUGAAUCGCGUCGAGGAGACUUAGGAAAUCAACGCACGGGGAGCUACCCACCAGAAAGCAUGGAAAAGCAUGGGCGAAAGCAAGGAUCGAACAGUGGAUUGUCCACAAGCAAAAUGCGAGCGAAGACUUCCUGGAUGGAUGAGACACGCAGCGUUUGCAGUCUACUUUUCGGACCAGUCUUUGUCCAGGCGUUUGUUCUCACUUUCCUUGCAGAAUGGGGAGAUAGAAGUCAAAUUGCUACCAUAAUUCUCGGAGCCGCGCACGUCCGUAUUCCCGUCUGUUUGUUGCUUUCUACAUGCCGGUACUGA
This is a messenger RNA of Psilocybe cubensis, 681 nucleotides long. RefSeq lists its product as uncharacterized. The coding region runs from base 1 to 681 and encodes 226 amino acids. The record is from RefSeq and is a predicted model, not a curated record. Gene Ontology annotation, biological process: Golgi calcium ion transport; calcium ion transmembrane transport; Golgi calcium ion homeostasis. Gene Ontology annotation, cellular component: Golgi apparatus; fungal-type vacuole membrane. The transcript has a single exon. Gene Ontology annotation, molecular function: calcium ion transmembrane transporter activity; manganese ion transmembrane transporter activity. NCBI's taxonomy places the organism in Eukaryota, Fungi, Basidiomycota, Agaricomycetes, Agaricales, Agrocybaceae.